Molecule: messenger RNA, 1951 nt
Organism: Patella vulgata (common limpet)
Lineage: Eukaryota; Metazoa; Mollusca; Gastropoda; Patellidae
Product: putative tyrosinase-like protein tyr-3
Exons: 3
Coding region: 71-1669 (532 amino acids)
Molecular function (GO): oxidoreductase activity
Source: RefSeq, a predicted model, not a curated record
UGUUCCCAUUUUUCAAAUAGCAUUGGUGAUUUGCUCUUUACUGUCCAUCUCUGAUCCCCAGAUACCAGGCAUGAGUCUUGCCCCACCCCGUAUUGGCGAGGCUAUUGAACUAGCCAACCAUCUUGUCCGGCUUCCCUGGCGUCGUCCCAGUAUCAGAAAGGAAUGCCGACUCCUUACCAGCACUGAAUUACAAAGGAUAUUCGACGCUCUUCAAGCAGCAAAACGAGACACGAGAGUACGUCCUAAUGUCUUAGAUGCCUUUGCUUUUCUUCACUCUCAUCCAGAGAUCAACGAAGGUGCUCAUGGCGGAACUGCCUUCCUUCCAUUCCAUAGAUAUUAUCUUCAUCUGUAUGAGAAGAUGUUGCGCAUGUAUGAGCCUACUGUCAGUUUAUGUUUCUGGGAUACCACCUUAGAGCCAGAGAACUACGAAGAAUCGGCUAUGUGGACUGCUGAUAUAUUCGGUAGUCCCCGUGGACUUAUCACAGAAGGUUUUGCUGCCAACUGGCUGACACCUUUGGGCCCUUUGAUACGUGAAGUUGCCGGCGCGAGAGGAAGAACUUUAAAUGACAGAGAUAUAGAAGAAGUUCUGCGCCAAACCAGAAUAGGAGAAAUAUCAUUUCCGAACGGUAUAACGUCUGCCAACGUCGAGGAAUUACAUAAUCAUGUACAUUUGGUUGUCGGUGGUCUAAUGUCUCAAAUUGAAUCUGCUUCUUACGAUCCUAUCUUUUGGUUUCACCACACGUAUGUCGAUUGUUUGUAUGAACGAUUUAGGAAGAAGCAAAAUGAAACCGGAAAAAUAAAUCCCCAACGUGACUGGCCACGUGAUUUUGGUGAUCCAUCGAACGCUCCCUUUGUACCGAUGCGAUUGGGUGCGAUGAUGAAUAUUGAUGGCGCCAAUAAUAUCUUCAGCGGUAUGAUAACUUGUGAGGAUGUACCGGAAUGUCGAACUGAUCGCGAUUGUGGUCGUUUCAUGAAUUGUGACAGGAUACGUCAACGCUGCAUUUCAAAUACCAGGAGAAAUUCACAAUCUGCAUCCAUGUUCGGUGGAAUGUUUGGAAUGAGCACAAAUUCAUUCGGUGGCAUGUUCCAAAAUGGUUUAUUUUCUUCACAGGGUAGCGGUGGCUUUCCAGGUUUCAAUCCAAUGAGCUUCAAUAAUAACGGUAACCAAGCUUUUGGUCAAAUGAACAACUUCGGAAAUACCCAGGGAGGUUUCCCAGGUGGACCAUCAAAUAUGCAGCCAGGGUUAAUGGGCAAUCAAAAUCAAAAUUUUGGAGGACCACCUCAACAAUUUCAAGGGAUGCAAGGAUUCCCUGGAGCAGGUAAUCAAGGACAACAGAACAUGCCACAAUUCCCAGGAAUGCCAGGAUCCAACAAUAUGCAAUCUUUCCCCGGAAUGGCCAACUUCGGAGGGAUGAUGCCGGGAAUGCCUAAUAUGGGAGGAGGCGGAAUGCCUAAUAUGGGAGGAGGCGGAAUGCCGAACUUCGGAGGAGGAAUGCCUAACUUUGGAGGGGGUGGAAUGCCUAACUUUGGAAACCAGGGUGUUCAAGGUCCAAUGGGAUUCGGACGCGGAAUGCCUAACUUCGGAGGAGCUGGGGGUACACAGAACCAAAAUCCAGGAAUGAAUAUGGGUCCUGGGGGACCACCAAGCGGUUUUAAUUUCGGAAAAUAAGACUUUUCUUAAACAUAAUAUAUCAUUGGACAUUUGUAUUAAACUCAAAAUAUCAGUAUCGUUUGAAAUAGAAUAAUUCUGUUCUUGAAGAAAUGGAGGGUAAAGUAACGGCGGUUGCAUCAUAAUUAUACAUGAAUCGUUGUAUUAGAUAAAUAAAAUGAUGGAAUAAGUACGUGAUUGCAGAACGUACAACCAUUUACGCUUUCGUGUGAAAAUAAAAUGUUUCUCAAUUAUAUUAUUCAUUCUUGACUUAUGUUUUAAAAAACCAAACCCAGGAUUAGU